AUGGUUGUUAAGACAUUCGAUCUCCAGGCGAAGUCCAAGGCUGACCUCGUCAAGCAACUCGAGGAGCUCAAGACCGAGCUGCUCAACCUUCGUGUCCAGAAGGUUGCUGGCGGUUCGUCGAGCAAGAUCCUCCGCAUCAACUCUUUGCGCAAGGACAUCGCUCGUGUUCUUACUGUCAUGAACCAGAAGCAGCGUGCCAACCUUCGCGAGUUCUACAAGGGCAAGAAGCACCUUCCCCUUGACCUUCGCUCUAAGAAGACCCGUGCUAUCCGCCGCAAGCUCAACCAGGAGAUUGAAGUAGACAGCAAAUAG
Messenger RNA from Ustilago hordei, 312 nucleotides. RefSeq names its product putative ribosomal protein L35. Gene Ontology annotation, molecular function: structural constituent of ribosome; mRNA binding. Bases 1 to 312 code for a protein of 103 amino acids. The transcript is spliced from 3 exons. Gene Ontology annotation, biological process: maturation of LSU-rRNA from tricistronic rRNA transcript (SSU-rRNA, 5.8S rRNA, LSU-rRNA); translation. The record is from RefSeq and is a predicted model, not a curated record. Gene Ontology annotation, cellular component: ribosome; cytosolic large ribosomal subunit. Lineage: Eukaryota; Fungi; Basidiomycota; Ustilaginomycetes; Ustilaginales; Ustilaginaceae.